Messenger RNA from Xyrichtys novacula (pearly razorfish), 6715 nucleotides. The record is from the annotation of a GenBank genome assembly. Lineage: Eukaryota; Metazoa; Chordata; Actinopteri; Labriformes; Labridae.
GAAUCCACCACAUGCUUCUGAGCCCAGGUCAGAAGAGGGAGGGAUGAUAGUUUUAGCAUCACUACUCCAUCCUAUGAAUGGGUUUUGUUUGGCCUCUUGUUGUCGUUGCGCUUCGGGGUUCUUAUCCUUGGAUAAUUAGCAACAAUGCUGUGAUAAUCGGGUGUUAUCACCAUUUAAUUCAGUUCAUACCCCAGCUUUUUUUCGGGUCUCAAGCGGGAACAACUUAGCAUCAUUUCGCCCUGAACGUUAUGCCAACCGUUAGCAUCUAGCUAGCCAGCUAGCCCACUAGCAUGUAGCAGCUCCAGUCAAUGUUGAAACUAUCCACCUUAGUGGAAGUUUUAGUUUUUCAUUACACUAUAACAGACUAGUAAGUGUUUAUACGGACAAGACAUUUUAAAAUGGACCUUAAUUUUUACUCGGAGCUGUCGGAUAGUUGUCCUCAAAAUGUUGACUCGGAGUUUUUGGACACCCAAGCUUAUGGUGGAUACUCGGAGGAAAACAAGGUAAAGUUGAACCUGGUAGAAAAACUAGGAAUCCAUGAUGUUUAUGAUACUGGUGUUUUAUGUUACUUUGUGGUCUGCCUCAGUUUGCAGAAGGUGGAGACAGCUACCUGACCAUCAGUGGAGCGGGACACCCUUUCUUGUCAGCCGAGGUCAGUGUUUUCAAACAUCAUGUCAUUGCUGGCCCCAUCUGAUUUAUCUCAUUUCAGUUCACUUUAAUCAAACGAAAUAAUGCCAAACCUAAUCAAUGAGAUAUUUAGCAGUUAUAAAACGUCCUAUAAAACGCUUGAAAUUAGAGGUAAGUAAAAUGACAAAAGCAAACGGUUUAGCAAAACCAGUGGAAUAAGCUCACAUACAUAUAUGAUACAUUAAGGCCGCUCAUCUAAGGUAGAUAUAAUAUUCAGGAUUACAACUAUAAUCCUAAAACCAUGAUUAGUAAUCAUAAAUACACACUGGUUAGAUGAUGAGACCGCCAUCUCGAUAGAAACAGAACAGCCAGAGUCACAAAUUAGUGAAAAUGUAUAAUGGUCUCAGAUUUGGAGUCAGUCAGCUGCGGAACAUUUUCAGACAUUCAGAUUAACCCACUACUCUGUCUCUUUCCUCAUGUAGCAAACAUUUCAUACACCCAGUCUCGGAGAUGAAGUCUUUGAGAUUCCCCCCAUCAACCUGGAUCCAGACCCGACCCUGAGCAUCGGUGAUGCUGUAUCCCACUUUGAGCUGACAGAUGGGUCAGACAGUACUGGAGGACCUACAGGCUCUCGUAGUCUUGUUAGCAACCUGGUGGUUGGGGCCAAUGAUCCGUCUUUUGCCUCCACUUUUGUGAACUCUGGAUCUCAGAGCCUGGAGCAGCUGAACCUGGGGACCAUUGGGCAGGCUGGAGGGGGAGCCCUGCUGAGCUCCUCUGCACUGGUAAGUGAUCUACUUGUAUGCUCUCAAACAGAAUUGUGUUGUGGGUCAUUUGUUCUUUAUUAUAAAUACAUUAAGAGUAUUUCUCACCUUUUUUAAUCCCUCUACAGGAACUGGCAAACUCAAGUGGUUCACAUUUCAGCAGUUCCUCCCCCAUGACGAUUGACGUCCAGCUCGGAGAAAUUGGUCAAGGUCUUCUAGGUAGUAGUCACUUGACAACUAUUAACCAGUCUGAGCUCUCCAUGGGUCUUGGGGGGCAUUCAGAGCAGCCGUUGUCUGCUACACCAUCACCAGCUGGCUCCCUGCAGGAUGAAGACAUGGACGACUUCAAGGUGAGGGUGGCAUCACUUUUUGUUCACUGGCACUUUCGCUGAGGUCGUAAAAGACAAAUGCACAUUCAAAAAGGUUUCUACUCCAAAGAUUCAGACAGAAAAGGAGAAUAUUUAAAAAUAAUAUUGCUGAAAAUUGACUUUUUUUGCUUUCUGCCGCUAAUCACAUGAAUAAUAGUUUUUGAAAACAGAUAUAUUUUAGAUCCUGUAGCUAAUGCUCCCCUCCUCCUCCCCUUUGCCCCUUUCCUGCUCUCUCCUCAGAGGAGUGUCCUGGUAGACUCCCCAAUAGUCCUCGCAUCCUCUUCUGCAGUCACCCACAUGUCCCCCCACCAAGCACCAAUGUCCUCCAUGUCCCCGGCUACAGCCAGGAGAGGUGGGGGUAAGCCGGCUACACUAGCCUCAGUGGUUGCAGCUGCGGGCACCAGAAAAGGAAGGAAGAAGAAAGACCCGAAUGAGCCGCAGAAGCCUGUUUCAGCUUACGCCCUUUUCUUCAGAGACACCCAGGCAGCUAUCAAGGGCCAGAACCCCAAUGCCUCUUUUGGAGAGGUGUCAAAGAUUGUAGCGUCCAUGUGGGACAGCCUGGCUGAGGAACAAAAACAGGUGAGACAUAUUUCAUUUUUAUGACAAUAAUUGAACAUUUUAUGAAUGAAUGCAGUUAGUUGGGAGAUUCUCCUCCUGGUACAUUUUUUUAGCACUACCCAACCUUUUCAGCGUUUUCUUGUCCUCAUUCAUCCGUUUGAAACUUGUUGUAAACCUCAAAUUUAAAAUGACCAAAUAUGUUCCUUAAAAAACAUUUUUCAGUGUCAACAUUUUAAAUGCUGUCUUUAAAUUGAAUAUAGGCUUUAAAAGAUUUGCAAACAUAGACUGUAUAUAGAAUGGACGCUGUCUGCCUCCUCGCUGGGUGAAGCCACUGCGAGAACAGUGUCCUCUGGUGACGGGCUGCCGUAUAGGUCAUAAAUCCCACCUCCUUCAGCAAUCCCUAUGGAGUUGUGGACAAACUUUAGAAAUUAAUGACACAGAAUAUACAUUUUUCUCCCCCCUGGUUGCGAUGUUGACAUGUAGUUACUGUAAAACUGGUUUGCACUCAAGUCCUCUUUGUCCAUGUUUUCUAUAAUAGACACCUGAUACAGCCUAUAAGAUUUCGUAGCUCACCCGGGGGAUACACUGUUUGAGCCGAGCGUCAUCACAGCGACUCUAGGUGACUCUCCCGCUGAAUGCGUACAAUGCUACUGCGCAAUGUUGUUUUCAGGAAAUGGAGAAAAAAAAAGGGCUUUUUGGCUUCAAACUGGUGGAAGGUGGAACCAAGUUGUCCAUAGUAUAUACAGUCUAUGUUUGCAAAUCACUGAGAAAUGUUUCAGUCAACAUUUCAGACGGUAUCCCAACUAUUUGGGAAUUGAAAAUUUCUAACAUACGACAUGAUGAUUGAUGUGUUUUAUAGGUGUAUAAGAGAAAGUACGAAGCAGCCAAGAGGGACUACAUAAAAGCAUUGGCAGCUUAUAAAGAGAGUCAGCUCACACAGGUAAGAUCACAUUAUUCUGUUCUGAAAACCAAGGAUAAAUAAAUGGGGAGGAUUCUUGUAAACAGGCUCAUCGUCACUUUGCUUCCUGUCUUUAACACAGCCUGCCUCAGAGGAGAUGGAAACCACUCCUUCACCUCCGUCAUCAGUUGUCAACUCAACACCUGCAGCCCUUUCUACUUCAGGUCACCAAUCCCUCCACCUGGCUAACAACAGCCUAGAAGAGAACACAAUCACCAACAUUUGUGCCUCAAACAUCAUCCUUGACGUCCCUGAGAUGACUACACGUUCCCGUACGGGGGCAAGCAAAGCUCCAGCGGCUGCAGCUACCCCCACCCAGACCAUCACCAAGAUCAUAAUCCCAAAGCACAUGCUGCAGACUGGGGGUCAGGUAGUGACUGUGCUGCCUGGAGGGGUCCGUGCUCUGCAGCCGACUUUGGUUGUAUCAAGCGCCUCUCGUCAGCCACCUCCACUGCAGCAGAUGCAGAAUGCACCGCCUCCACCACGGCUGCAGCAAAUGGCACCAGCACCUCCACCUUUACAGGCCAAGCCCCGUGAGGGAAGCGCUACACCAGGGCUCCCCGUGUCCAUCACAGCUACACCUCCACCUCCACUCCAAAUAAAAAUAGUUCCCGCUUCUCUGCAGAGCAAAGACGCCCUGCCAAUUAUCGUCCCAAAUUCAGUGGCCGAGACUAAAUCUGCCAAGUCUGCACCUGUGUCGGUGCAGAUGGUAGGCUCAGGGGAUGGGCCGGGUCAUGCGGAUGAUGAUGAAGUUACAGAAGUGCUGCAUUCAGAAGAGGUAAAUUUUGAUAAUAUUGAAGCUGUACUGAGUAGCUGUACAGUUUGCUCUUGUGUUGGGUUUUAUUCUGACUGAGGUGAGCUGUCAGCUUCUCUCACUCUUUGCUGCGGGGCCUGUUCUGUGCUAUAUCAUGCCAACAGCUCUAAAUUCUAUCCACAUACAUGAUGAGAGAGGGAGAGAGGGGAAGUCCUAACCAUGUUAUUUUAGAGUCUAUUUAUGACAGAUGUGAAUCAUUCUCAUUUCAACAUUAAUAUAAUUUCCAGCAUGGAGUGUGCUAGCAAAACACUUUAAGUAGAACAAAAUGUGAAUCUUGGGAUAACGACUGUUGUGAUUCCGCACUAUAUCAGUAAAAAUUGAUUGAUUGAUUGAUUGAAAAUGUGUGUGAUGGCACAGCAUGUCUGCAUGAGGGUUAAUCUACAGCUGGAGCGGGAUUGAUGUAAUCCUUAAUUCUUACAAAAACAGGAUUGUUAAAAUGGGAUUUGGAAAUUGCCUUAAUCACUGAAGCGUUCAAGAACAGUGGUGUUUAUCAUCACACCAGUGCUAUUACCAUAAACUUUUAGUGAACAGUAAUAGUUUUACUUAAACCAAGUAAUCCUAUUGUAAAUUAGUUCCUGAGAAGUUUGUGAUGAACUUAUCUUGGCGUUUGUAGAGCUGUAUAUUAGACUAUUUCACAGUAGGGUUGGGAGAAGCAGUGGUCACAACUACUGUUGCCUUGGUGUUUCUUCAGUUUUCUACAGACUGACAAGAAAAGCCACAGUAAAAGUGUUCACACAUGACAUCUUGGGAAGUGAAAACUGCUGUGCGAUGAAAAACAAAAAACAAAGAAAUGGGCAGAGUGGAGGCAGUUAUUCACAGACGUCUUACCCAGAUAACCACGUGUGGUACAAACCUCAACAGUGGCCCUCAAAAGUUAGUGUUGUCAGAAUGACUGUGCGAAUUGUGACCAAAUUUGUCCAGGUAUGACCAAUUGAAGCAACUCAGUCUGCUGUCCAGAACAAAUUAUUGCAGGUAUUUUUCCACAACAAUCACAGUUGUGCAACACUUUGGUUAUUUCUGCUGGGCUCUAAAGUAUGUAUUUAGUUGUUGGCUCCGACGUACAUCUUUAUAUGUGCAGAACAAAACACAAUCAGUUAUAACUCAACAAACAGUGAAAGAAGCCGAAUACUUUGAAUGUUGUUUUUUCCCUUCACUUCGGAGAUAUGAUGUUUAGGGGUGUCCUGAUACCAUAUUGAUAUCAGAUAUUGGUCUGAUAUCAACAACAAAUUAAAUAUCGGAUUGUAUUGGCCUUCAUCUAAAAUCUCCGAUAUCAGCACUCCUAUACAAGCGGUACAUUCCAGACUCCACUCCAGCACCUCUAACUAGCAGUGCCCUGAUCCAGCAAGCUGAGCCCAUGUAAUCACAACAACAGUGUGUACUAAGGUACUAACAAGUAGCAAGGAGUAUGAGCGAUGUCGGCUGUGUGGCAGUAUUUUUCAUUAAAGUCCGAAAAAAGAUACAGCAGCUGAGUGCAAAACUUAUCAUGCACAAGUUUAUGCUUAUAUCGGAUCAAUAUCGGUAUUGGACAAUACUGAAGGCUACAAUAUUGGUAUCAUAUCAGAGGUAAAAAAGUUGUAUUUGGACACCCCUAAUGAGGUCUCCACUCAACAAACCUUUACCUGUGCUAAGAUAAUAUGUGGCUCUCAUCAGAUGUGCUCCUUCAAAUCUCAAAUGCUCCUCUUUCAGGAUGACAUGGAGGUCAAUGGGUCAGGUGACGGUGCCACUUUAAAAAGCAUGUGUGUGAGGACGGGCUGUAACAACCUGGCUGUGGAGAGUGAAGACUGGGACAAAGAGUACUGCAGCAACGAAUGUGUGGCCAAUCACUGCAAGUACGUCAACUGAUAAUGUUUUUUGUUUCUAGUAGACUUUGAAGAAAACAUGAUGAUUAUUUUAACCCAAUGACGUCUGUUUUUGAUCUUUCAGAGAUAUAUUCAAGGCAUGGUGCUCGAUCAGAAACCAGAACAUGGGAACAGUAAAAUGAAGGAGCUCCUCUCAGUCACAUCAGCAGAGAACUCGUGCAGCACAAGAAGAUUGUUCUUUUUGUUUUGUUUUUUUACCACAAUGUCAUAGUUCUCAUUGUUUUUGUACUUGUCUGAGUGUGACAGCUGUUACUCUGGAAACUGAAAAAGUAGUAUUUGUAAAUGGGACAGAAAUAGAACAGGGACUUCAUGUUGGUAUAUUGUGUAUAAUGCUCUAGUUGAUCAUCUUUACAGUUUUAAGCCAGUUAUCAAAAGACUUCAAGGCAGCUAGAGAAACGAUCAAGCCUUCACAGGUCAGUUUACACUUGUCAUGUUCAAACAGGGGAAAAGCCUUUUAUAAAACACUCUGGCAUAAAGAAUCAACAUUUCAAUCGUUAAUACUCAAGUUUAGAAAUAGGAUUUUACUGUGCCAAUUCCAUGGCUUCAAACUCGUGCUCUGAAGUGUUUGAAUGUUUCUUGACUUUUGCAACAAGUGAGAGGAACUUCUCCAGUUCUUUAGAUUCUCCGCCGAAAUAUGUCUAUGUCAAAGUUCGAGUCAGGGUCACGAUGUUGCCCUUUUUUGUUAUACAUUUAGUUCAAAACAUUUUAGUUGGUAGUACAUGCUCUGCCUGGAUUAUUUCUCAAUAAAUGAGCAGUUAUACUCAACCUGA